GCCUCAUGUAAAGCAGAUACAGGAGUUCCUCUGUGUGUGUGUGUGUGUGUGUGUGUGUGUUUCAUUUGACAAGCGACUGAAGAAAGCAGCAGUAAAUAUCUGAACUCAUGGGUUCGACCCUCGUACGAUCACACACUGGCCCUGUGUGAUGAACAACCUGGAAACUCCCCAGCUCAGAGUUUCUGUCACUCAGGAGGCAUCAUCUCCGAUCACAUGACCACGCCUCUUCCUGUCUGUCGUCCAUGCAGAAGCACUCCCACCCUAAGCCGUUCCCGGGGGACAUCGUGGAGUAUCCCAGGAACAAAUACUUCUCUCAUUUCGCCGUGUACUACGGAGAGCGGGACGGCGUUCCCUACGUCGCUCAUCUGACAUGUCGAGAUUCAGACGCCAAGCUGCCGCUGUUCGGCCGAGCUCUGAGGUCAGAGGUCAAGCUGGAUCCGCUGGAGCUGCUGGGGAAAAAGUACAAGGUCAACAACAUGCUGGACGACUCAUUCUCAGCCAGAGACUUCCACGGCGUGGUGAAGCCCGCCAUCGACGACAUGAUGGGACGCGAGGUGACGUUCGAUAUCCUGUUUCACAACAGCGAGCACCAGGCGACGCUCUUCAGAUACGGAGUGAAGAAGUCAGAGCAGAUAGAGAAGAUUUAUGAACACAUCAUGCCCGCCUGGAAGAAGCUGUUUGAGGAGAAAAAACUGUGAAAACUCCUCAAUGUUCAGUUCUCAUCUCAGCCACCGGAGGGCGCCGCCGUGUCCUGUUGUGUUCAUUACGACAGAAUUUGUCGUCACGUAGUUGUCACUUUAAGAGCGAAGUUGAGCGAUGUCGUCAUGACUUUGAGGAUAAAAAGGUUGGAAUGUUUCCAGAAUGAAGUCGUAACAUGAGGAGAAUUUUAAAAAGUCUUAAUUCUGAGAGAAAACGUCGUACUAUGACGAGAAAAAAAGAGAUCACCUGUGCCGUUACGACUUAAUGAUCAUAACAUUUAUUCAAAAUGAGUAUUUUUGAAAUGGAAACGUUCCGUCAUCAGUAAAGAAAUCUUCAUGUCUCUGUCCUCUCUGGACUUUAUCAUACAGAAAUGUUUGGGGGGUUUUUUUUGCAUGUUUGCUUCGUCUUUAGUCAAAAUAUUUGUAACUUGUGCAGGAAAAGCAGGUACAUGACGUCCUGCUGGUGCCACGUUUCAAAUGUUUGAUGUUUCUUUUUCUCAUAUUUCAUUCUUUGAUGGUUGUCUUUUCUUUUUGUGUCUCUGCCUUUCCUUCAAUAAAACUUUAUUAGCCAACACUCCCAGACAAUCCAACC
This is a messenger RNA of Chelmon rostratus (copperband butterflyfish), 1290 nucleotides long. RefSeq names its product phospholipase A and acyltransferase 1-like (gene plaat1l). NCBI's taxonomy places the organism in Eukaryota, Metazoa, Chordata, Actinopteri, Chaetodontiformes, Chaetodontidae. The record is from RefSeq and is a predicted model, not a curated record. The transcript is spliced from 5 exons. Gene Ontology annotation, cellular component: cytoplasm. The coding region runs from base 243 to 698 and encodes 151 amino acids. Gene Ontology annotation, molecular function: A2-type glycerophospholipase activity; glycerophospholipid phospholipase A1 activity. Gene Ontology annotation, biological process: N-acylphosphatidylethanolamine metabolic process.